ACAAAUGUUGACAGUCGACAGAUUUGGAAUUCAAAUUGACACUAUUGACAGAAGACAGACAAUUGAAAUUUCUUUCAGAAAACCAAAAUGUCGAAGAGAGGACGUGGUGGUUCCGCGGGAGCGAAAUUCAGAAUUUCCUUGGCUCUGCCGGUAGGCGCAGUUAUCAAUUGUGCUGACAAUACUGGUGCAAAAAACUUGUAUGUCAUCGCUGUCCACGGAAUUGGUGGACGAUUGAAUCGUCUGCCAGCCGCUGCUGCGGGCGACAUGAUCGUGGCGACAGUCAAAAAAGGAAAGCCAGAACUCCGUAAAAAAGUAAUGCCCGCAGUGAUCAUCAGGCAAAGGAAGCCGUUCCGCAGGAAGGAUGGUGUCUUUAUCUAUUUCGAAGACAAUGCCGGAGUGAUAGUCAACAACAAAGGUGAAAUGAAAGGAUCGGCGAUCACUGGACCAGUAGCGAAAGAAUGCGCCGAUUUGUGGCCCAGAAUUGCAUCCAACGCUAGCAGCAUUGCUUAAUGUUAAUGUAUAAAUUUUAAAAAAUAUGAAAAUGAAGGUAAUAAAAAUGUCUUUCAAACAAUUUAGGUUUCAAUUUCUUUGUCCUGAGACUUCUAAGUACUCGAUUUACGUUGUUCUAAUUCUAAGGCACCUUUGAA
Messenger RNA from Ceutorhynchus assimilis (cabbage seed weevil), 647 nucleotides. Lineage: Eukaryota; Metazoa; Arthropoda; Insecta; Coleoptera; Curculionidae. The record is from the annotation of a GenBank genome assembly.